Messenger RNA from Mya arenaria, 11548 nucleotides. RefSeq lists its product as uncharacterized. The record is from RefSeq and is a predicted model, not a curated record. Gene Ontology annotation, cellular component: cytoplasm. Gene Ontology annotation, molecular function: ubiquitin protein ligase binding. The transcript is spliced from 23 exons. Bases 21 to 2729 code for a protein of 902 amino acids. Gene Ontology annotation, biological process: proteasome-mediated ubiquitin-dependent protein catabolic process; regulation of proteolysis. NCBI's taxonomy places the organism in Eukaryota, Metazoa, Mollusca, Bivalvia, Myida, Myidae.
CGAAUAUGUAAACAUUCAAGAUGGCUACGGAAGAAGCAUAUAUUGGGACUUGGAAGAUUGUCGAGUGCGUGUCGCUGGCAGGAACAGUAGAAACAACUGGAAUCGAAGGGACAGAGUUCAAUCUAGAUGAGAGUGGGGAUGUCUCCUGGAAAGUAUCUGAUGAUGUGGAACCACUGCCUUUCUUCAACUGUGAAACAUUUGAGGUGAACGAGCUGAAUGCAGAAGGAAACAGAAAUGGUAGGCGUACCUGUUUGGGUUUCCCCUGCAUUUUUCUCUGGAGCAUAACUCCAAAAGUUUUUCAGGUAGUAACAGGGAAAGGCUAUGGCCAUAAAGCUAUAAAGUUUAUAGGCACUUAUGCGGGGCUAGAAGUCAACUUUCAGGUUGAAAUAUCUGAUGACCUUAUGCUGCUAACAUAUGAACGAUGUUGCAUGCUGCAGUGCCAAAAGAUCUCAUCGCCGGACCCGAAGGAUGACAUUCCAUACUCGUUCCUGGGUGCACUGGAGGAAGGCUUCUUCUCAGAUCUGACCAUCACAGGAGAAUCUGGCAAAGAUUUCCAUGUUCACACAACAAUCCUGCGCCUGACAACUCCAGGAAUAGACUGGUCCAAGACCCCAACACCCCUGACUGGUUUACCAAAUGAUGUGCUGCAGAUAACACUUCACUACAUUUAUGCAGAGUGUUUGCCUAGAGGGGCAACAGAGGAAGCUGUCAGAAGAUGUGUGAAAAUGGUGGCCAAGAUCCCAGACCUGGCUGGGUUUAUCAAAUUGUGCAAUAUAUUUCUAGAAAAUACUGCUUUAAAGCAGCAGAUAACAGCCCUGGUGACGGACAUGCACAGUUCAGCAGACAAGGUUAUAGAGUUGUUCCGGGGCAUGAAGGUGGAUGAAUCUAGUCAGAUGCAGUCCAGUUCAGUCAACCCUGCCCGCCUCUGUUAUAUUACAAAACAGUGUCUCAGGGAGGCAGCCACUGCUCUUUCCAAGUUGUUAGUUCUCUGUGAUUUGUUUUCAAGACGUAAGGCUGAGCUCUCAAGAGAAGAAAGAAAUGACAUCAUUAAGUAUGCAAGGUCAAGGAUACCGGUGUUUUUACGUCAGUGGUUGGAGUUAUUGGAGGAGUGUAAGGGUCAACUGGGUAAUCUCACCCCACAACAGAGGCAUGACCUCGCCACCUACCUGGUACCUGAGAUAGAGCAGGGCCUGGAGUUGUUUACACAGUUUGUUGUUGAUGGGAAGGCUGCUCUGGAGCUGAUUAUUUCACACUCAGAGGUGGAGAAGACCGACCGCGCAGACAAACACAGGAAGGGACAUGUCGGUGACGUCCUUGGCAAGAUGCUCAAACAUGCCCUGCAUGUUCGCGAGUUGAAGAAGUUGAAAAGGCUCAAUGAGAGAACAACACUGUCUUUCUUCCACUUUAUGCAACAGAAAGAGUCAUUCUGCACUGUGUCACAGGCUGGCAAAAUAAGAGACAUUGCAAAGUUGUUUGAAUCUCUGUGUGAUAUUGUGCAGAUAUCACACAGUAAGGUGACGGAAAUCCUGGAUGAUAUGGAUGAUUGGUUGUCAUGGCGUGAUUGGAAAUACAUCUUUAAACUAGCAACAUCAAAAAUUUCCUGGGCGAUAUGCAAGGUACAGCAGAACCAGUCUAUGGCCCAGCCCCUUGUGAAGCAAGGGUGUGACAUGGUUCACCGGGAUGAGUUUUCCACCUCCCUUACCUCACUUGGUCUCCUAGCAAACAGUGCCAGUCAAAACAACCAGUCAUCACCAAGCUCUGGCGCCACACCAAAGUGUUCAACAUUUAGAACAAAAUAUGUUCAGUUAAGUUCAGUAGAGUCAUUGUCAGUGUCUCCGUUUGCCCGGGACAGUCAUACAGCCCAGCAAGCCCUAAAGCUUCUCCUGUCGCAGAAAAAUACGGACCUCACUUUCGAGAUUGUACAGGCACAAGAAGUGGGUGACACAGUAAUAGACCACAUGGGCAACACUCCUACUGAGCAUGUACAUGCAGAGAGUGAGGUGGCUGUGUGCCAAGUCCCCGCCCACCGUGUUGUUAUAGCAGCCAGGUGUGACUGGUUUAAACGUGCUCUCCUAAGUGGCAUGAGGGAGUCUAUAGACAGGAAGAUAACAGUACAUGACACCGACCCAUCCUUAUUCCGUGUGUUUCUGGAGUAUGUAUACUGCGGACAGGUGGAGCUCAAUGACCUUUCAACUGAACAGAUAUCUGACAUGAUGACACUCGCAGACAGAUAUGAUGUUGUAUGUCUGCGGUCAAAGUGUGAAUAUGCAUUGAAGCACCACCUAGAUGAAAACACUGUCUUUUACCUUCUCACCCUGGCUGAUCAGCUUACAGCUAAAAACCUCAAGGAGAGCUGUAUGUCAUUUCUGUCUGAGAAUUCCCAACUCUCUACCUGUGAAGUGAUAUCAGACCUGCCAGAACAUCUUCAGUUGGAGGUGGAGGCCGUCUCUCUUACUACCCUGCAAGAAGCUCAUUCGAGCACCGACACUCCAAGCUCCACCUCCAGUGUGUCCGAGAUAGACAACUUCACCGACAGGAUGAAUAUUGAGUCCCCAUUGUCAUCCCCCAGCUCAUCGGAGGUUGCUGUUCCUGAGUCUGCCCGUCUGCAAGAGUGUCUAGAGGGCCUACGGGAAGUGGUCGGCCCUGAUGUUCCUGAGCACGAGCUUGUGAGCAUCUCCCUCGCUGCCGACUGCGACCUCAACCGUGCCAUUAAUUUUUUCUUCCUAUGAGGGCUGAAUGUGUGGAUUGUAUUUAUGUCCCACAACAUUUAAUGGGAGUCAAAUAGAGUUGCUCUUACAUCAGUAUGUAUGUAUGUCCCACUACCUUGUGAGUCAAACUCCUCUUAUAUAGUUUGAGUGAUUAGCUUCAAAUUUUCACAGAUGAUUAGGCAUCGUAUAGUCAUUGACUUUUAGCUCACCUAUUCAAAGAAUAAGGAGGCUUUACUUUUCGCACCGGCGUUCAGUUCAAGUUUAAGGGCUAGUUGGCAUUUUCACUUAUUACUCCAAUACCCUUCAUUCAAUUCACUUAAUUCUUCAGGACCAUCACACUAUGAGGUUACAUACAUGUACAUCCAUAUUAUCUCAAAUACAAAUUAUGGCCCCUUAUUGACUUAGGAACUAAGGUUUAAGAUUUAGGGCACAUUGGUCUAUACUCUUCAUUCAGUUGACUGAAUACUUCACUCAAUUAUUGACGAACAUCUUACAGUUAAGUUGUAUAACACCAUUUCAUCUUAAAUACAAGUUAUGGCCUAAGUUAUGAUUGACUUAGGAACUUAGGUUAAAAUUUUAGGGCACAUCACAUUGUGUGUGGUUAAAGUUUUAUGAUGUUCACAAAUUACAUCUAUACCCUUCAUUCAAUUGGCUUAAUACUUCAUACACUUGUUAAUGGUCAUCACACAAUUAGGUAACAUACUUUAUAUUAUCCGAAAUACAAAUGAUGGCCCUUGAUUGACUGAAAAAGUUAUGGGUAACUUUUUGGUCAACUUUGGGUUUUAACUCAAAUUUCAAAAACUGUUCAAUUAAUGGCCUUCGAUUUUACACAGUAGCCAUCUCACAAAUUUGGUAACAUAACACCAUAAUAGUCAUUGAAAACAUGGUUUUGUCACAUUGCCGCAUUUCUUAUUAACUUUUUAAUUGGACUUUUUUUUGGCAGGCAGGCACAUAUUACAAAAUUAUUGUAUUCAUAUCUAAGACAAAGCAGCAUAUACCCUUACAUUGUAGUAAUAGCGUCCUACGACAGCUCUUGUUAAGGAAAGAUUUUGUACUACAUUUAUUAGCUCGGAACUAUUCGAUGAAUAAGGAGAGAUAUACUACUCACCCAAGCGUCAACGUCGGCGUCACACCUUGGUUAAGGUUUUGGGUGCAAGCACACAUAGGUUAAUAUCUCGGCAAAUACUUGAGGUAUUGCAUUGAGACUUUAUGCAAUGGUACUCAACCAUCCAACCUACUUAAUUAACCAAGUUACCGGUAGAUAACUCUCGUUUGCAUUUAAUGCAAAUAAUAGGCCUUAUUAUUCGACUUAGAAAUUCUGGUUAAGGUUUUGUGUGCAAGCACACAUAGGUUAAUAUCUCAGCAACUACUUGAGGUUUUGCAUUGAGACUUUAUACAAUGGUACUCAACCAUUGAACCUACUUAAUUAACCAAGUUAGAUAACUCUAGUUUGCAUUUAAUGCAAAAUAAUUGCCCUUUAUUAUUUGACAUAGAAAUUCUGGUAAAGGUUUUGAAUGUAACCACUUUUAAGUUAAUAUAUCAGCGAAUACAUCAUGUAUUGUAUUGAAACUUUACACACAGGCUCCCAACCAUUUAACCUUCUUAUUCAAUCAAGUAAGAUGACUCUAUCUUUCAUAUUAUAUAAUUUUUGCCCCUUUAUUAUGCGACUUAGAAAUUCUGGUUAAGGUCUUGCAUGUUAGCACACAUAGGAUAAUAUCUCAGCAACUACUUGAUGUAUUGCAUGGAGACUUCAUACAAUGGUAUUCAACAACCCAACCUAAUUGAAUAACCAAGUUAGAUAACUGUAUUUUGCAAAUAAUGGCCCAUUAUUAUUAGACUUAAAAAUUCUGGUUAAACUUUUGCAUGUAACCACAUUUAUGUUAAUAUCUCAGCACAUCAUGUAUUGCAUUGAAAUCUAAUCUUACAGUGAUCCAUGCUUGUUUCGCCAAAACUUUUCAAUCCUUACACUGAAAAGUGGCGGAAUAGUCGAGCGCGCUGCCUCUGUGACAGCUCUUGUUUUAUUAAGAAUAGUGCAAAUUAUUGCUUUUUUUCUAUAUUGAGCAUCUAGUGUGUCAAACUCUUCAAACACCUUUUUGAGGGUUUGCUCCAAACUCGAUCAGGUAUCAUGUGCAGGUGAUCAUAAACAAACGCUUUCCUGCUGCCUCCAUAUUGACCAUGAUUAUGGCACAUUAUUGGUUUUAUUACAGUCAAAUAAUCUUGUGUGUUAAAUUCAGCUUUCACUAUUUCAAUGAUUUGCUUCCAACAGUCACAGAUGAAAAAGCAUGUUGAUUAUAAAGGAUGGAUUUUAUGCCGCAUGCAUUUUGACAAGAACUUAAAGUAUUGUAAAAAAAUACUUGCAUGUUAAAUAAUGCUCAUUCACAAUUUCGAACUGACUUAGUAUGGCACAAUUCUUCAAAUCAGCUUUCAUCGGACUAAUGCAUUAUUGUGGGGGCACAUUUUUUUAUGUGUUUUUUUGGGGGGGUUAUUUUUAUUUCUUUAAACAAUGGUUAACUGUCAUAAUAUGUUUACCAUGGUUGCUAUUGUUGCUUUAUAUAUAAUAAGUAUUUUGUUUGGUUCAUAUUUAUAUGCAGAUAUUGUAAUUGUAGCUAUUUAAGUAUUAUAAUGUCAAGAUGAUAAUGAUUGAGCUUCAUUUUUCCCCCUAAUAUAGAUUGUUGUCUUUCAACCAUAAAAGCUUAUGAAGAAGUAAAUUGAUUUUAUGCCCCCUUUGAUGUAUAUGAUACAGGUUUGCAUUUGUCAGUAGGUCGAUCAGAUGGCUAGACCAUGUCUUGUCCACACAAUAACAUGAGAACAGUUUGACUUAGGGCCAUGAAAUUUCAUGGAUAGGUUGUUCGUGACCAGUCGAUGACUCAUAUUUGGUAUGGAAUAGUAGGGUAAAGGUCAAGAUCACCAUGAAGUAUGAAAAGUGUUCCCACAAUAUUUUGAGAAAAUUCUGAACCAGUUUGAAACAUCAGGGGCUGGUUGUACAAGUUGAUAAGCCCUGGUUUUUUUAUCAGUAGGUCAAAGGUCAAUCUUAUACAAUUAUUGCACUUCAGUGAGGUCGAUAUGGUGAUUUAUCGACCUGAUAAAAGGAUAUCGACCGAGGGCGUUUAACAGUGUUGUUAUUAAGACUAUGUCACAUAAUUAAUUGAGAACAGUUUGACAUAAGACCGUGAAUCUUCAAUCAUAAAUGGUAGGUUGCCCUUGACCAGUAUGUUUUUGUGUCAGCAGGUCAAAGUUACGUUCAGCAGUCUAAUGAAACUUUUGUCUGCAAAAUACUUCAGAAUGGAUUGACAUACAAUCAAGGAACUAAACUAGUAAGAUGUUCUUGACCAGUAUAUCAAUCUCUUUCUGUUGUCAUUGUGUCAGUGGUCAAGGCCAUAGUCAAACUUGACUUAGCAUCAUGAUCUUUUACUGGUAGGUUGACCUUGAAAAGUAGAUGACCCAAAUGAUUUUGGGGUUCAGUAGGUCAAAAGAUAUAGUUAUGUUCAACAGCAUGAAAUCUUUAUCCAAACAGUAUCUUAAUAAUAGGUUGACUAGGUACUGCUGGUAGUUUGUAGUUGAUCUGUAGAUGACCCCUUUUGUUUUUAUGUAAGUCAAAGGUCAAGGUCACAACCAAUAUUGUUCAGUUAACUUCCAAAACAAUUAUUCUUUGACCUAGGACCAUGCAAACUCAUGGGUAGGUUGUAACUGAUCAAUGUAUCCUCCCUAUUGUUUGAGUGUCAAAUACAAGGUCAUUUUGCCAAUGCAUUUCUUCUUGUAACUCUUGAAGCAUAAGGGAGCAUGAUUUUUUGCAGACAUCUAUUGUUUUAUUUCACUUUAUGCAAGGGUGCUGGUUUUUCAACUGACCAAACUGCUUUGAUGUACAAUCUUCUUCAUGCAUCACCUACCUGAACAAAACUUCCUUUUGUGCAAACUAUAUGAUCUACAUUCAGCAUUCAGGACUUGUCAACAAAAGUUGACCUUUUGACAUGUUUACAUCAAAUGAAAGACAAGUAUUUGAUAUACUAUUUGAUCAUUCAGGUGUAUUGAAACAUUUUAUAAUUCAUUUUAUCACCUAAUAAAUACAAUGAAAGUUAAUUCAUUAAACACAAUUCCCAUUUUUUCUACCACUCAAUUCUAACUGGGAGUAGGAUUAAUAGUUAUUGGUCCCAGAUUCUAACUUUUUAAAGUGUGCAAAUUCAAUUCUUUAAGUUUAAAGGUUCACUUUUAUUGAAUAUUGCCACAAAAUGCACAUGCAGUAGAGAAAAUUGGACAUCAUUCUAGAGAUGUAAUUGACUAAUUGUACAUGUAUACAACUUUCCUGUACGCAACUCAUGUAUUGAAGUUCUGCUACCAAAAGCUUUUUUUCUGAAAUUAUUGUUAGAAGAUCUUAGAAGUUGAAUUCUACCUAUCAUUCAUGUGUGGCAAUAUGUGAAGGCCAAUCAACUGAAUAUAUUUAUUUUAUUAUGAUUUUGAGCAUUAGUGAACUAUUGUAUUGUAGUUUUAUUUAAUUAUUGCCUAUGGAGCGUAAUUAUAGCCCAUUAGUUAGCACAUGAAUAUAAGAUGUAUGUGCAAUAUGAAUAGCAAUGUAAGUAAUGUUGCCAAAUUUAUUGUACAAGAAUAAAGACAGCCAUACUAUUCAACCUAGCGUCGGUGAUACACCUUGGUUAAGGUUUUGCAUUUAAGCACCUUUAAGUCAUUAUCUCAGCAAAUACAUUUUGUAUUGCAUUGAAACUUAAGAUAUGUGUUCACAACUAUCAAACUUAAUUCAUGAAGUAAGAUUACACUAUUGAAUAUAGUGCAAAUAUGUUCCUUUAUUAUUUGAUUUAGAAUUUUGGUUAAGGUUUGGCAUGUAACCACAUUUAAGUAAGUACAUGUACCUCAUCACAGACAUUAUGUAUUGUAUUGAAACUUUAUUCAAGGACUCCCUACCAUCCAACCUUCUGAAUUAAUCAAGUAGGAUUAUAAGUAUCUUCCAUGGCUGAGAGUGUAAGAUAGGUUCAUUCCGACCCGAGCGUAGGGUGUUUUGCGGAAACGAGGUUUACCGAGUUUCCUCAUCCGAGGUUUACCGAGUUUCCGCAAAACACCCUGCGCGAGGGUCGGGAUAAACCUAUCUUACACGAGCGGCUAUGGUAGAUGCUUUUUCUCCCACCUCAGUUUAACAAAAUUUAGUAAAAAUGUAUUUGUUGCUUGAACUCUUUUGUGCGUAGUAAAAAUAAUGCAUAUGGAUAUUUGAUAAUUCAUGGUUGUCAUGGAUAUGGGCGCAUUGAUUCAGAUGCUUCCUAGAUAAAUAGCCCCCAAGUCAAAUAGCCCCCAUUUUGGUUAAAUAGUCCACACUCACAUUUUAAAAUUGGUCAAAUAGCCCCCAAAAAACGCCCCCACUUUUUUAUAUUUUUUUUAUAUGUAUGUAUGCAUACUUAUUUUAUUCCAAAACAUUUUUAAACCUUUAUUUUUUUUCAAAAGGAAGUUCAAUUAACGUUAUUUGUAUAUUAAUAAAUCUGACAAUUUUACCAAGUAAGAAUAUCAAACGUUUUAAAAUAUUACUUAUAAAUAAUAUAUUAGUACAUGUACAUCAAAUCUACAUUUUAAAUGCCAUAAGUUUUUUUGUGUUUUUCUUUAUUUUAAUAUUGAUUACACAUCGAAAUUAAGUAACAACAAGAAAUUAUAUAUUUUAACUUUUUUUUUAAUUUUGAAAUAAUUUACAUUUUAUUCACAUCUAUGAAUCAAAGUUUCCUCUUCAGAAAAACAGAAUGUGAGUUUAGCUAAAAUCCUAUGUAUAAUUCUUGUUUGAAACCAUUGAAUGUACUGGGUGAGUACCUAAAUAGGAACACCUUCGGCACUAUUUUUGAAAUAUUUUUAGUUAGACUUGCACCACAACUAAAAAAAAUUCCAUCAGCAUACUAGGAUUCAAGUCAGACCAAUUGGUUGAUAUAAAUGGCAUUUUUCAAGAUACUACCAAUCUGCAUGAAAAGUACUUUAUUAACCGCACAAUCAAGGACUGCCAUUUUUGUCCUUGGAGUACCUAAAUAUGGAACAGUUUUAAUUUGUUUUUAUGUAUUCUUUUAAAAUUAUUGCACCAUGUUCUUUUUAAAGCUGCACUCUCAUAGAUUUACCGUUUUUACAACUUUUUUAUUUUUUGUCUUGGAAAAAGAAUUUGUUUGCAUAAAUAUCUGCAAACCAAUGAUAAAAGAUUGCUGACAAAAGAUCAGACCGCAGAUUUGCAUAUUUCCGUUCGAAAAUCAAUGUUUUAUACUAACAGUUUAAGAAAAAUGCAUAAAACAUUAAUUUUUGAACUUAAAUAUAAAAAUCUGCGAUCUAAUUUUUUGUUAGCAGUCUUAUAUAACUGGUUUCAUUGGAUUUUCGCAAAAAUUGGCUCGUUCAAAGACAAAAAAUAAUCAUGUAUCAAUAUGUGACUAUUUACAUUGUAUUAUGCUACAGGCUAAGAGAGGUGUACAACAACUAACAAUUGCAUACUGAUCGCCAUGAAACACAGUAUAUAUUGUAACUUUGGUGCCAUCUCCCCCACUACUCGCAUUCCACUCCAUGCUGCCUAGGCCGCACCUCCUUCUCACAAUCUAUACAAGGAUAGUCCAUUUUGCAUCCAAACACUCACAAUUAAUAAAUAUGACUUAAUAAAAAAUGAAAAAUCCAAUAUACACUUAAAAGAUUCUCAAUACGACUUAACAAACAUGAAUAAUCCAAUAUACACUUUAAAAAUUGUCAUCCAGCACCACAUUCAUGAACUCAUUUCCACAAUGAAAGCUUUGCUAACAAUCAAUUAUUUUAAACUAAAUCAAAAUUAAUUGUUAUUAAAAAUAUCAAAGAGAAGGUGUGCAAACUAAAUUAUUUGAAGUCAGUUAUUAAGCUUAGUGUGAACGUACUUUAAUAUUGUGCAAACUAAAUUAUUUGAAGUCAGUUAUAAAACUAAGUGUGAACCCACUUUAAUCUUUCUUCAAAGGAUUAUUGCACAAUGUGAUCAUUUAGAUGCUCUAUCUUAUCUAAUUAAUAAAUCUUUAAUAUGUGCAAAAUAUUUUUUAUAUUUUAACAUUUUAAUUAUGAAGAAAUGCUAGUGUUUGAUUAGCAAUUAUGUAAAUGCAAUAUAUCUUAAAAAUAUUACAACUAACCUUCAAAUAUAAAUACAAAUAUCUUAAAAAUAUUAUAACUUACCUUUAAAUAUACAUUCAUAAUGAUUCAAAUAUCUUAACAAUAUUACAACUUACAUUCAAAUAUCUUAAAAAUAUUACAACUUACAUUCAAAUAUCUUAAAAAUAUUACAACUUACCUUCAAAUAUAAUUUCAAAUAAAAAAAGGAGUGGGGGCUAUUUGACCAAAAUGGAGGCGUUUUGACCAAAUUGGGGGCGUUUUGACCAUUUUUUUCCAAGUGGGGACUAUUUUACCAAAAGUGUGGGGGCUAUUUGACUAAAAUGGGGGCUAUUUGACUUGGGGGCUAUUUGCCCAGGUUUCAUUCAGAUUAUGUUAAUAGUAAAAUCGUUCUUUUUAAAUAGUUCUAAGGAGAAUGAAGCAUUAUUUCUUGAAUGGUGCGUGAAAACUGUUUUAUGGUGACAUUUGAAGCGAGAAAUAAUUAAUUAGCAUUCUUAAUUUUAAAACUUAUUCUGUAGGGGGGAGGUCUAGUUCAGAAGUGCCUUUUCCCCGUGGGUUAUAUGUUUAAAUGGAAUAGCCCUUAGUAUUUUGCAUGUAAUCUAACUAAAAAGUGAUCCAUGCAUGUUUCACCAAACAUUACAAUCAAGAAACGUAUCAGCCGCGUAAUAGCUCAUGUGGUUUAAGGGCUUUUGUGUGGUUAUGUGGAGUAAGUGUUUUGAUAAUCACUGUUGUCUCUGAUAUUAAGUGUUUUAGAUCUGUUUUGUUGUUUUCACAUUGUUUUAUUCAUGUACAUGCAUAUAUUAUUGUUGCAAUAUUUGUUUUGUCUGUCAGUGCAUUUUAAGGACCAUCAUUCUGGCUCUAACAUUUCCUUGUGAUAAAACUAUGCCAUGUUUGAUGUAUUUAUCAGUCUGUGUUUUAUAAAUGUAUUUGUUACAUUAUAAUUAACUGUUGAAGCUGUGUUGUUGUGUUGUUGCUGUUUUGCAUGCUUGGUUUCUCUUUAAGAUGAAACUUUAUUUUGUGUGAUUUUAGCUUGUUGUCUUACAGCUGCACUCUCACAGUUUUACCGUUUUGACAACUUUUUUUAUUUUUUGCCUUGAAAUGAGCCGAUAUCUGCAAACCAGUGACUUUUGACAAAAGAUCAGAUCGCAGAGUUUCAUAUUUCCGUUCGAAAAUUAUUUUUUUAUGGCUAAAAACGUUACUAACUGUUUAAGAAAAAUGCAUGAAACAUCAAUUUUUGAACUAACACAUAAAAAUCUGCGAUCUAUUUUUUUGUCAAUGCAUUUUCGCAUAAAUUGGCCUGACAAAAAAAUAAAAAGUUGUCAAAACGUUCAAUCUGUGAGAGUGCAGCUUUAAAUCUAAUCUAAGCGUAUCAACAAGUGUUGUCAUUUUAUCAUGGCUUAUAUAUCAUAUCUUUCAUUGUUUUUAAAGAAGAAAUCAAUGAAUAUGAAAGUGUUUAAACUUUAAAUUUUAAAUCAUUAUGAUGAAAACACCUUUGUUACAAAAUCUAUUAAAUCAUUUUUAACAUGACAGAAUGCAUUUUUAAUUUCAGACAAAACAUUGAAACAAUUAUUUAAAUAGUUAGGUAUUUUUUGUUUCAAUGCCCUUAUUUGCUUAAAACACUGUAUUUGUUUGAAUCAGGCGUUCAUGUGCCAGUGUCAAUGCUCUUUUGUCUGUCAGUUGGGUUUACCUCCCUGUUCCGAGUAGCCAGGGAGCUGUUAUACCCACAAUUGUCAUUUGUUACAAAUAAAUUUUGAAAAAUC